AUUUUGGAUCUUCGUCCCUCCCUUUGGCUUAAGGUGUAGGGUAGUGAAUAGAAGAAGGCACAUCACUGUCACCAGUCUAUCACUUUGGAUCGUGAGAAGCAGAAAUAGACCGGUUUCAAAAUGUACUCCAGCAAGACACAGCAAUCACCAAAAUCUGGUGUGAGUCCCAGUCAAGCAGUUGGAAGCACUUUGAUGAGGAGGAAAGCUCUUAUGGAAGACAACAGCUGGAUUAAGAAAGAUAGAGAAGAUGAACCAGAAGACAAGCCUGCAGAUGCUAAACAGAGCAACAUGGCAAACCUAAACACCUCAGCUAGCUCAUUCACUAAGAGGGUCAGCGGGAGUCAGGACUUUCCAAAUAAAAACACCAUUCCUACUGCCACAAAACCACCAGUCCCUGACAAGAAACCUGCUCUUACAACACAGUCAAACAGUUUUACAGCUCGGGUGUUCUCAGGUGCAAACUCAAGCGAAAAACUGCUCAGCCCUGUUAAAAAAUCUAUAGAUGAGAAGGAUGAGAAGCUUCCAGUGUCAGAUCCACGUAAAGAAGUCUCUGAUGGCACUGAGAGCAAAAUUAAAAUCCCUAUUCCUCCAUCAACUACAGUUACUUCAGUCAGAAAGACAACUGAGACCUUCACAACCCCAGAAAAAACCUAUUCUUCCUUUGCAAGCAAAACAGAAACCUAUUCAAAGAGCCUGAAAGAAAGCCCCCAAAAGAGUCCUCUGGAUAUGAGUUAUAAUACUCCUCAGCGAGUAAACACUACUGAAAUGACAGUUAGCCCAACUGUGAAAUCGAUUUCACAUGUAUCCCAAUCUCUGCACGCACCCAUGAAUCCAACACCUGUACCUUCAACAGCAUCCAGGAUUGUCGGUAAAAGGGAUCUCUGCUCAUUCUGUGCUAAAAGCAUUAUUGAGGGAGAAAGGAUUAUUUUGGAUGACCUUCAAAUCUUCAGUCACACAUUCUGCUUCAAGUGUGACACGUGCUAUCGUGCUCUUGGAAAUCUGGAGGCAGGUGACAGUCUGUGGGUGCACAAGGGAAGGGUGACAUGUGCAAACUGUUACAUAAAGACAAAAGAUCAGUGGUAUCGCUGAAGACAUGAAGUCUAUUCUGGACCCUUGAAACAUAUAUACUAACCUUCUUGGUAUAAAUCAAAACAUAAUUCUUUCUGUAACAUCUAAAUGGCAUCUUUGAAUAAUUUCUUUGGCGUAUUUAUCUGGGAAGAAAAGAUGUAUAUGCUCUUUUUGUUUUCUAUAUAAUGUUUCUGGAAAGAGAUGUAUGUGUGUGUAUAAAUAUAUAUAUAUAUAUAUAUAUAUAUAUAUAUAUAUAUAUAUAUAUAUAUAUAUAUAUAUAUAUAUAUAUAUAUGGUAUAAUGUUACCUAUAUAGUAUUGUAUAAUAUUUGUCUAGGAUUGCCUGAUUUAAUGAUAUUGUAUUGUUGCAGUCUACAGUUUUGACCAAUAAUAUUAUUUAAUUAAUAAUUAUUAAUAUAGGUUAAGAUGUUGAUUGAUGUUGAUGUCUAAACAUAAAGCUCAUAAGGAAUUUUCAGUGAAAGGAGAAGCAUUGUGCAAAUCAAUACAAGCAAACAUCUUUGAAUUCAA
Pangasianodon hypophthalmus (striped catfish) is the source of this 1594-nucleotide messenger RNA. RefSeq names its product zinc finger protein 185. The coding region runs from base 121 to 1089 and encodes 322 amino acids. NCBI's taxonomy places the organism in Eukaryota, Metazoa, Chordata, Actinopteri, Siluriformes, Pangasiidae. The transcript has 14 exons. The record is from RefSeq and is a predicted model, not a curated record.